AUGACAUUCCCGGCGGUCCCCACUCAGAUGAUAGUUCUGCCUAUCAAGGAGGGCUUAAAGAUCGAAGAUGCAUCAACCAAAGAGGGCCAGCUCUGGUCGCAGAUACUAGACAUUCUGGAACGCUGGUCAGGAUUCCGUCGCCUGUACUGGGGUCGGCACGUGGAGGAGGCAAACCAGGUGCACCUUCAUAUCGUUCGAGCCAAUCUGCACCAGCAUUAUGCGCUCCUCUCCUCGCGCGAAUGGGAACAGAUCACCACCAUCUUGAAGUCGCUGGGAGUCCCCGACGCUAGCUCGCUCACAGUCCGCCAUGCCAUGAUUGCGGAGUUCUCGCCCAACCCACGAAGCCUAGGCAAUGGUGCUCCCGUAACGGGAACAGCUAUCUACCUAACUGCAGAUCCCGCGGCAUGGGAAAAGACAUGGGCACUGUGGACUGGCAUUGUCAGUAGCGUACCUGGAUGCAUUGGAGUUACGGGCGGCUGGAUGGUGGAGCCGGUCGAGGGCAACAGCCCCUGUUAUAUCGUUUAUGUCGGCUGGGAGAGUAUCGAGGUCCAUGACUCGUAUCAUAACACCAAACACUUCCGGCGACGAGCGGUUAUCCUCAGUGAGAAUAACCAAGGAUUCCGCGAAUACGGCCAUAUUGCUUUCAAACACUCACGUGUUCGACAGGAGGCAAAUUUGUAG
Messenger RNA from Penicillium bovifimosum, 681 nucleotides. RefSeq lists its product as uncharacterized. Bases 1 to 681 code for a protein of 226 amino acids. Lineage: Eukaryota; Fungi; Ascomycota; Eurotiomycetes; Eurotiales; Aspergillaceae. The record is from RefSeq and is a predicted model, not a curated record. The transcript has 2 exons.